Molecule: messenger RNA, 870 nt
Organism: Galendromus occidentalis (western predatory mite)
Lineage: Eukaryota; Metazoa; Arthropoda; Arachnida; Mesostigmata; Phytoseiidae
Exons: 4
Coding region: 1-870 (289 amino acids)
Biological process (GO): cilium assembly
Cellular component (GO): non-motile cilium; centriole
Source: RefSeq, a predicted model, not a curated record
AUGGCAGAAGCGUUCAACGGUUUCGAGGCUCGAGUCGACAGAGCUAUCACAGACCUCGAAGACGCUCUCUUAGGGAUCACCGAUGAAGACAUCCGAGAAGUGCUGAGGCUCAAGAAUUUCGAGCUCCUGGAUGAGACGAGGUUCCGGGAAUUCAAGGAUCAAGUAAAAGACACCUUACUAGACCGUUUGAUAGAGAACGGUCGUCAACAGCCAGCCGACAAGAUGGAGGUCGCCUCUCAGUCCACGAGCGAGAGCGCGGAUUUCGACAUCACAUGCUCGUCGUAUAUGAAAAUCGGACCCGGACAUCGUGGACCUGAUGGAGCGACCGAUAGCGAUAUCGAUAGGCUGAUGGCUCUCGCCAACGUCUCAAGCGAAGAUUCCCAGGAUUUCGGUAACUUCAGCCUCGGAGACGGGGGACGUGAGCUGGCGGACCGUCUGACGUCCGAGAACGAUUUCUUGAGAGCCAACCCCGAGUUCGCACAGUCAACUUUCUGUCGGAGAUCGUCUCCUCAUUCCCCUAACUCAAGAGCUCACAGGCGUCGAGCGAAUUCGGUCAGCUCCGACUUCGGUAGGAACGAUCCUCAAGCAUCCCAGUACUGCAAGAAGAGGAAAGCAUUCGAGGAUUUCGUGCGGCACGAAUGCAAAACCCAGAUGGACUUGAUCACCGGACCAAAUCAAAGUGUUUGGGUUCCCACCAGACCGAAAUGCUCUCCACAAGUGCGUUACUACCAAUACAAGAAGAUUUGGGACAAGUUUCCUAUUCCUGGAGAAAAGCCGCGACGAGAACUACGUUGGGCGAUAAGGAACCAGCUGGCCAAGAAAGAAGAGCCUCAGAAACAAUCUUGGUGGCCGGAGGUCAAGUCGCCAUAG